ACCGAACUCCCUUUUCUGCCCUCAAGCGAAGGGAGCCGAGAAGGACAAAACGUGUUUCGAGGAACGCAGCCGGGAAAGCGUGGGCUUCUGCCAUGAAGAUCUCGUUGGAGGAGCAGAAACGCUUAGCGGCAGACAUUACUCGCUUCCUCUCCCUUUACAACCACAUUGCGGAUGCCUACAUCAUUGAGUUUUUCACAGACAGCUUGUGGAGCAGCCUCCCUCUUUCCUGGCAGGCGGCUCUGGAUGGUCUCAGCUCCCCACAGUUGGCUGCUCUCUUGCUGGAAAACAGGGCCACCCCAGAGGCCAGCUACAGCUCUGUUUGGCCACUCUCGCUGCUGGCCUUCAAAGCUACCGCUCACUCUUUGACAUUCCCUAAAAGAGCCAAGGGUCGAGGGGGCACCGCGGGGCUUGGGAGGCCAGAAGAGUUCCGGGAGAACCCCUGCCAGAGCGCCAGGCUGCACCCCCUCUUCCGGAAGCACGUCAAGCCCAAGAAGCAACACGAAAUCCAACGGCUGGGGCAGGUGGUGAAGAGGCUGAGCGAUCUCACUGGGUGCCGCCAUGUUGUCGAUGUGGGUUCUGGGCAGGGCCAUCUCUCCCGCUUCCUGGCCUUUGGUCUCAAUCUGCCAGUCACUGCGCUCGAGGGUGAUGCCCGGCUGGCCAGUCAGGCUGCCAAGUUUGACCAGGAGUUACUUCAAGCGUUGGAGAAGGAUUGCAACAACGGCACUCAGGCUCAAGAUGGCAUCUCUCACAAAGCGCCAUGCCACGUGGUGGGCUGGGUUGACCCCAGGGCGCCAUGGCCAGAGUUUGUGCGCUUGCUGCAGCCUGGGAAGGACCGAAGUCGCGAAGGAGGAGCAGCUGGAGUGCCCCCUAAACGGUCAGCUUUGGACACAGACUUUGAAAAGGAAGGAUGCCCACCCGCUGUAGUGCCUUGUGAAGGAAGAAGAGCAGAAGCUGCUCCAGGAGAUGGGGGCUUCAUAGAGGAGCCAAGUGACUCUCUUGUUAGACUCCAUAACCUCCUCCUCACUGGACUCCAUGCCUGCGGUGAUCUGAGUGUGGCCCUUUUGCGGUAUUUUGCCCGCUGCCCACAAGUAGUGGGCAUCACCUCAGUCGGUUGCUGCUACAUGAAGCUCACCACAGAAGAGGAGGCAGGCCUUUCUCCUGGCCCCCAGCCCUCUGAAUGGGGCUACCCACUGAGCAGCUGGGUCUCCUCCCUGCCGGGACAUCGGCUCUCCUACAAGGCCCGUGAAGUGGCCUGCCAUGCCAUUGAGGACUACAUCCAGCGGCUCCAGCAUCAGAGCCCCACGCUCCGGACCCACUGCUUCCGUGCCGCGCUGGAGGUGGUGAUUCGGGCUACGGACCCAAACAAGAAGCGGUUGGGGGUCCAGACCAUCAAGAAGGUCCACAUACUCUCCUUCCAAGAGUAUGCCCACCUCGGCCUGGAGCGCCUGGGGAUGGAGCCCAGCCUAGCCCACGUGCCGCCUGAAUCCUUAGCGGCCAUGUUGGCCCAAGAGCAGAAGGUGGUGGCCUUCUUCAGCCUUGCCCUGCUCCUGGCGCCUGUGGUGGAGACCCUCCUGCUGCUUGACCGCAUGAUCUACCUGCAAGAGCAAGGUUUCCACUGUGAGCUCCUCCCUCUGUUCGACCCCCACUUCUCCCCCAGAAACCUGGUACUGCUGGCGGCAAAGGCUAAGGCAGGAUCCGAUCUCAGAGACUUGGCAAUGGAAACGCAAUACAGAUGAAGGAGAGUUGCCUUCCCUUUCCCAGGUGAAGAGACAUGAAUGGCUACACCUACUUUAUUUAUAAUUUUACUCUAUUAUUAUUCCAUUUAUUAUUUUUCUCUAUUUAUUAUUCCAUUUAUUAUUUUACUCUAUUAUU
Anolis sagrei ordinatus is the source of this 1872-nucleotide messenger RNA. Its product is annotated as methyltransferase-like protein 25B. The record is from RefSeq and is a predicted model, not a curated record. Lineage: Eukaryota; Metazoa; Chordata; Lepidosauria; Squamata; Anolidae. Gene Ontology annotation, molecular function: rRNA (adenine-N6,N6-)-dimethyltransferase activity. Gene Ontology annotation, biological process: rRNA modification.